AUGGUGGAGCAGUCGGACCGAGCCCCGCUUCUGGACUGGGAGGAGAUCCCGCCGCCGGACCCCAACCGGGCGGCCAAGCCACCGCCCCGACCGGAGGAGGAGGAGGAGGAAGGAAAAGAGGGGAAAGGCGAUGCUGCAUCGGUGGCGGUGGUGGGGGGGGUCGGGCCCGGGGCCGGGGCUGGGUGGAGCGGCCCCCCCACCACCACCCCCUCCACCACCACCGGGUGUCCAUCUCCGGUCGUCACCCGCAGCCCCACGGCCCGGGACGCCAGCCCCGGGCGGCCCCGGGCCGGGCCCCCCGGGACUGAGCGCCCGGAGCCGGUGGGAUCCGACCGCAGCGCCCCGUUCCCCGGCGUCUCCAGGCGGGACCAGUGGGAGGAGAAGGACCAGAUCGUGGCGGUGUUCGUGGUCACUUUCGACACCCGAUCAGGGAACAUGGUGGAGUGGUGCCUGCCCCACGACAUCAACCUGGACGGAGUAGAGUUCAAGUCCAUGGCCAGCGGCUCCCAUCGGAUCACAAGUGACUUCAUAUAUUUUCGUAAAGGCGGUUACUUCGGGCUGGCCUGUUUCGCGAACAUGCCCGUGGAGAGUGAGCUGGAGAGAGGAGCCAGGAUGAAGUCUGUGGGAAUCCUGUCUCCUUCCUACACCCUGCUCUACAGAUACAUGCACUUCCUGGAGAAUCAAGUCAGACACCAGCUGCAGUGCCCGGGCCAGUAUUCCCCCCUGGAGGCUUUUUACGAGGAUAAGAAGGCGGUCCUCCCCCCCACGGGGAACAGCCUGCUGCCCGUCUCCCCCAGCUGGAGCGUCACCAACAUCAACCGCUGCAUGCACCCCGAAAUGAAGAUCACGCACCCGGCCGGCUGCAUGUCCCAGUUCAUCCAGUUUUUCGGGGAGCAGAUCAUGGUGCUGUGGAAGUUCGCGUUGCUGCGGAAACGCGUCCUCAUCUUCUCGCCGCCGCCCGUGGGCGUGGUCUGCUACCGGGUGUACUGCUGCUGCUGCCUGGCCAACGUCUCCCUGCCGGGCGUGGGGGUGUCGGUGCCCGAGCUGCGGCCGUUCUUCUACGUCAACAUCGCCGACAUCGGCGCUCUGGAGUCGGAGCUGUCGUACGUGGCCUGCACCACGGAGAAGAUCUUCGAGGAGAAGAAGGAGCUGUACGACGUGUACGUGGACAACCAGAACGUGAAGACGCACAGCAGCCAUUUGCAGCCUCUGCUCCGACUCAACGCGGCCGACAAGGAGAAGUACAGGAAGCUGAGCGAGCAGAGGCAAAUGCUUCUGUACUCUCAGGAGGUGGACGAGGACUGCACGUCAAACGAGGAGGAUCUUUUCAUUCUGUUCUUCAUGGAGCUCAACAACCGCGUGUUUCAGACCCUGUCCGAGGUGGCGGGGGGCAGCGAGCCCGUGCUCACGGCCGAGCACGUGCGCGCCAUGGGGCUGGACCCCCAGGCCGACCGCGCCUUCCUGCUGGACCUGCUGGAGGUCUACGGCCUGGACGUCGCCGUGGUGAUAGACGGCCUCUGCUGCCCCUGAGCUGGAGGGAGGGGGGGG
Molecule: messenger RNA, 1548 nt
Organism: Menidia menidia (Atlantic silverside)
Lineage: Eukaryota; Metazoa; Chordata; Actinopteri; Atheriniformes; Atherinopsidae
Source: the annotation of a GenBank genome assembly